This is a messenger RNA of Podospora pseudocomata, 1626 nucleotides long. The record is from the annotation of a RefSeq genome assembly. Lineage: Eukaryota; Fungi; Ascomycota; Sordariomycetes; Sordariales; Podosporaceae.
AUAUCAGGAGGGGUAUCAUUGUGAAUCGAGAGAUGAAUGUUAUCUACAAAUGCUAAAGAUAUAGGGACUCUAUAUUUAAUUUUUGCAUUAUUUUCGGGAUUACUAGGUACAGCGUUCUCUGUAUUAAUUAGAAUGGAGUUGAGCGGGCCAGGUGUUCAAUAUAUUGCGGAUAACCAAUUAUAUAAUAGCAUCAUUACAGCGCAUGCCUUACUGAUGAUUUUCUUUAUGGUUAUGCCAGCUUUAAUCGGUGGUUUUGGUAAUUUCUUAUUACCUCUUUUAGUAGGUGGGCCUGAUAUGGCAUUCCCUAGACUUAAUAAUAUCAGUUUCUGAUUAUUACCACCUAGUUUAAUAUUAUUAGUAUUCUCUGCAUGUAUAGAAGGAGGUGCUGGUACAGGAUGAACUAUUUACCCUCCAUUAUCAGGUGUACAAAGUCAUAGUGGACCUAGUGUGGAUUUAGCUAUAUUUGCUUUACACCUAUCAGGGGUAAGUAGUUUACUAGGGGCUAUGAAUUUCAUUACAACAAUAAUGAAUAUGAGAACUCCUGGUAUUAGAUUACAUAAACUUGCUUUAUUUGGAUGAGCUGUAAUUAUUACAGCUGUGUUAUUAUUAUUAUCUUUACCUGUAUUAGCCGGUGCAAUCACAAUGCUUUUAACAGAUAGAAAUUUUAAUACAUCAUUCUUUGAAACAGCUGGUGGUGGUGAUCCUAUUUUAUUCCAACAUCUUUUCUGAUUCUUCGGUCAUCCCGAGGUUUAUAUAUUAAUUAUACCUGCUUUUGGUAUAAUAAGUACAACAAUAUCUGCUUACUCAAAUAAAAGCGUAUUCGGUUAUAUUGGUAUGGUGUACGCCAUGAUGUCUAUUGGAAUUUUAGGAUUUAUCGUUUGAAGUCAUCAUAUGUAUACAGUUGGUUUAGACGUGGAUACAAGAGCUUACUUUACAGCUGCAACAUUAAUAAUUGCAGUUCCUACAGGAAUUAAAAUAUUCUCAUGAUUAGCUACAUGUUAUGGAGGUUCUAUUAGAUUAACUCCUUCUAUGUUAUUUGCUUUAGGUUUUGUAUUUAUGUUUACAAUUGGAGGGUUAAGUGGUGUAGUUUUAGCGAACGCCUCUUUAGAUAUAGCAUUCCACGAUACUUACUAUGUAGUUGCUCAUUUCCAUUACGUUUUAAGUAUGGGUGCUGUGUUUGCAAUGUUUAGCGGUUGAUACUUCUGAAUACCUAAAAUGUUAGGUUUAAAUUAUAAUAUGACUCUAUCUAAAGUACAAUUCUGAAUACUUUUCAUAGGGGUUAACGUAACUUUCUUUCCUCAACAUUUCUUAGGUCUACAAGGAAUGCCUAGAAGAAUUAGCGAUUACCCUGAUGCAUUUGCAGGUUGAAAUUUAAUAAGUAGUUUUGGGUCAAUCAUAAGUGUAGUAGCUGCAUGAUUAUUCUUGUAUAUUGUAUACUUACAAUUAGUUGAAGGAGAAUAUGCAGGUAGAUUCCCUUGAUUAAACCCUCAAUUCUAUACAGAUACUCUACAAGCUCUUCUAAAUAGAAGUUAUCCUAGUUUAGAAUGAGCUUUAAGUAGUCCACCGAAACCUCAUGCUUUCGUAAGUCUUCCUUUACAAUCCAAUAUAUUAAGAAGUGGUUUUUAG